AUGGCGCCGCCGCGCUCUCGCACGAAGGCAAUGAAGACGCCCAUGAAUGCAAUGAAGGCGCCUGCGAAGGGCCGCGCCGUCAAGAAGACCAUCGGCAAGAAGGUUGUCCCACCAAAGACUGUGCCUUACAUUCGGCACGGCGCCGCGGCCCUUGCGAGGGGUCGCAAGGACAGGGCUGCGUGGGCGAGCUGCAUCAAGGACUUCGUCAAUCGUUCUGAGAAGUUCGUAAUUAACAAGCUGCGCAGAGAGAGCAUCGUGCCGAAUCGGGAGGGGGCGACGUGCCCUCACUGCGGCGAGGGCGUCUUGGGGCCUCUGAGGGACCACGGGGAGAAGAAGGGCGGGUGGGGGCACCGUUGCAGCCGCGAUUGGUGCACUCGCCACGUGGCGCCGCAGGAUUUCCAUCCCAUUUUCUGUAAGGGCACGGGCCAGUCGUUCUCGUCUCUGGCAGGCCAGUCCGCCAUCCUCUUCUGCGCGGUCGCAGGCUGUCCACAGACGACCACGCGCCUCCUGGCGCGGAGGAACCACAAGUGGCCAGACGUCGAAGCAGACGAGGUGGACCUGGGCAAGAUGGAGGACCCCGACGCGGGGCCCCGCACUGCGACCCCCAUCAUUUGGGAGCAGUGGGGCGGGAUCGUGCAGCGUGGCGCCCCCGAGUCUCUUGUGCUGUUCCGCCUCCAGCCGAAGAAGACCAAGCGUCGGGCCCCAGGCCCUGGGCCCAUCCGCAAGGCGGAUUGGGCGCCCCUCUCGAAGAAGUGGCUGAAGAACAGGAACGUUAUCUUCCACACGGACGGCGCGCGGUCUUAUAAGCUGAAGGAGCAGGGCGUCGUCCACAAUUGGGUCGUCCACAAGAAGAAGAAGGCCAAGGUGAAGGGCAAGUGGGUAUGGCUUAAGCCGUCGUACAGCAAGAAGCGGUACCACGACGUCCCCGACCCGCUGAAGGCUGGCGCCAAGAAGAGGAUCUGGGUCAAGACUGGCACGCAGAUCAUCGACGGCGUCUGGCGCGAGCUCCGCCGUUUCGUCGGCAAGAACAAGGCCGUCGGCUCCGCGCACCUCAUGCAGAAGGUCCGCAGCUUCCAGUGGGCGCACUGGAACCGCGGCAAGGACCUCUGGCACGAGACGGGCGCCAUGCUGCAGGAGGCUUGGAGCAAGAAGCACGGCUGGUGA
Molecule: messenger RNA, 1164 nt
Organism: Prorocentrum cordatum
Lineage: Eukaryota; Dinophyceae; Prorocentrales; Prorocentraceae
Source: the annotation of a GenBank genome assembly